CCAGCAGUGGCAUUCACAAGUUUGUGAGGGCAUGUGAAACAGGUGAAAGUAUUUCCUCUAUGGUCACUAUUGCCAUACCUGCAGUCUGCUUCCAAAAAUACCAUUGCUGGCAUUUUCUUGUUUGCUUUUGCUUCCUUAAACGGAUCGAAUGAGUCGAGUCUGUAUUGUUGUUUUGGAGGAGGAGGAAGAUGAUUCUCCCACAUUUAUUUCCAGUUUACCUCAGGAAAAUAUAUCUGUACAUCCAUCGCCCUCUGAAAAUGUGCUGCCACCAUUGGUUCAAGCUAUAUUUAAUGGAGAUCCUGAUGAAGUUCGAGCACUAAUAUUUAAGAAAGAAGAUGUUAAUUUUCAGGAUAAUGAAAAAAGGACCCCUUUACAUGCUGCUGCCUAUCUGGGAGAUGCAGAAAUUAUUGAACUACUUAUUUUAUCUGGAGCUAGAGUUAAUGCCAAAGACAGCAAAUGGUUGACUCCUUUACACAGAGCUGUAGCAUCUUGUAGUGAGGAUGCUGUUCAGGUGUUGUUAAAGCAUUCAGCAGAUGUCAAUGCUCGUGAUAAAAACUGGCAGACACCCCUGCACAUAGCAGCUGCAAACAAAGCUGUGAAGUGUGCUGAAGCUUUGGUGCCUCUCCUAAGCAAUGUAAAUGUGUCUGAUCGAGCAGGCAGAACUGCAUUGCAUCAUGCAGCCUUCAGUGGACACGUUGAGAUGGUCAGCUUACUGUUGUCUAGAGGGGCCAAUAUUAAUGCAUUUGACAAGAAAGACAGACGAGCUAUACAUUGGGCAGCAUAUAUGGGUCAUAUUGAAGUUGUGAAAUUACUCGUGACCCAUACAGCUGAAGUGACAUGCAAAGACAAGAAGUCAUAUACACCCUUACAUGCUGCAGCAUCUAGUGGGAUGAUUAGUGUAGUCAAAUAUCUUCUGGAUCUUGGAGUUGAUAUGAAUGAGCCAAAUGCCUAUGGAAAUACUCCUCUCCAUGUAGCUUGUUACAAUGGGCAAGAUGUUGUAGUGAAUGAACUCAUAGACUGUGGUGCUAAUGUCAAUCAAGUGAAUGAGAAGGGGUUUACACCUUUGCACUUUGCUGCUGCAUCAACACAUGGAGCAUUGUGUUUAGAGCUCUUGGUCUGCAAUGGAGCAGAUGUAAAUAUAAAGAGUAAAGAUGGGAAAACACCUUUGCACAUGACAGCAAUCCAUGGUAGAUUUUCAAGAUCCCAAAUCAUCAUUCAAAAUGGAGCUGAAAUAGACUGUGAAGAUAAGAAUGGAAAUACCCCUUUGCACAUAGCAGCUAGAUAUGGCCAUGAGCUAUUAAUCAACACUCUGAUUACGAGUGGUGCUGACACUGCAAAGCGGGGUAUACAUGGAAUGUUUCCUCUCCAUUUGGCAGCAUUAAGUGGAUUUUCAGACUGCUGCAGAAAGCUCCUCUCAUCAGGUUUUGACAUUGACACACCAGAUGACUUUGGCAGGACUUGUCUUCAUGCAGCUGCAGCUGGAGGGAAUUUGGAGUGCCUAAAUCUUCUGCUAAAUACUGGUGCAGACUUCAACAAAAAGGACAGAUUUGGAAGAACUCCACUCCAUUAUGCUGCUGCCAAUUGUAAUUAUCAGUGCCUGUUUGCCCUUGUGGGAUCUGGAGCUAGUGUGAAUGACCUUGAUGAGAGGGGUUGUACACCUCUGCACUAUGCAGCUGCAUCAGACACAGAUGGGAAGUGCCUGGAAUACUUGCUAAGAAACGAUGCCAACCCUGGGAUCCGAGACAAACAAGGAUACAAUGCAGUUCAUUAUUCAGCUGCCUACGGUCAUCGCUUAUGUCUUGAACUGAUUGCAAGCGAAACACCUCUAGAUGUUCUGAUGGAAACAUCAGGUACUGACAUGCUGAAUGACUCAGACAACAGAGCACCCAUAAGUCCACUGCAUUUAGCUGCCUAUCAUGGCCACCAUCAAGCUCUGGAAGUACUGGUACAGUCACUGCUGGACCUGGAUGUGAGGAAUAACAAUGGAAGGACACCACUGGAUCUUGCUGCCUUUAAGGGACACGUGGAAUGUGUAGAUGUGCUCAUUAAUCAGGGAGCAUCAAUCUUGGUAAAAGAUUAUGUUGUAAAGAGGACCCCAAUUCAUGCUGCAGCCACAAAUGGUCAUUCAGAAUGUUUGCGGCUAUUGAUAGGAAAUGCAGAACCACAGAAUGCAGUGGACAUUCAAGAUGGAAAUGGACAGACUCCUCUGAUGUUGUCAGUUCUCAAUGGGCACACCGACUGUGUUUAUUCACUCCUUAACAAAGGAGCCAAUGUAGAUGCCAAAGAUAAGUGGGGAAGGACAGCAUUACAUAGAGGGGCAGUUACUGGGCACGAGGAAUGUGUGGAAGCAUUGCUACAACAUGGUGCUAAGUCCUUGCUACGAGACUGUAGGGGACGGACCCCCAUCCACUUGUCAGCUGCCUGUGGCCACAUAGGUGUGCUGGGAGCUCUCCUGCAGUCAGCCUCCUCUGUGGAUGCAGCACCUGCACUGGCAGACAAUCACGGCUAUACAUCACUGCACUGGGCCUGCUAUAAUGGUCACGACAGUUGUGUAGAGCUGCUCCUGGAACAGGAAGUUUUUCAGAAAAUGGAAGGAAAUUCUUUCAGUCCCUUGCAUUGUGCUGUGAUAAAUGACAAUGAAGGUGCUGCAGAAAUGUUAAUUGAUACACUAGGUGUUGGUAUUGUAAAUUCAACAGAUUCAAAAGGAAGAACUCCUCUGCAUGCAGCAGCUUUUACAGAUCACGUUGAGUGUCUACAGCUUCUGCUUGGUCACAGUGCUCAAGUAAAUGCUGUAGAUUCUUCUGGGAAAACACCUUUAAUGAUGGCUGCAGAAAAUGGACAGACGAAUACAGUUGAGGUGCUGGUUAGCAGUGCUAAGGCUGAUCUGACUUUGCAAGACAGUUCUAAGAACACAGCACUCCAUUUGGCUUGCAGCAAGGGUCAUGAAACUAGUGCCUUGUUAAUCCUGGAGAAGAUUACAGAUAGAAACCUCAUCAAUGCCACCAAUGCAGCCUUGCAAACACCUCUGCAUGUUGCUGCUCGAAAUGGACUAACGGUUGUAGUUCAAGAGCUUUUAGGGAAGGGAGCAAGUGUACUUGCUGUAGAUGAAAAUGGUUACACGCCGGCGCUGGCCUGCGCGCCCAACAAGGACGUGGCCGAUUGCCUGGCUCUCAUCCUGGCCACCAUGAUGCCUGUUUCAUCGAGCAGCACAUUGCCCUCCCUCACCUUCAAUGCCAUUAAUCAUUACACCAACACCUCAAAAACUGUCACCUUCGACUCCUUGCCAAUCAUGAGGAGCGAGCACAGCUCCUACUGUACUUUCAACAACAUUGGCAGGGAAGGUGGCUACCCCUACACAGAAGAAGACGAGCUCAAUGACUCAGAUUCUGAGACCUAUUAGAAGAUACUUUUUGUAGGUCUGAGUGAACCCUCACGCUGGAAGGUCAGACUCACGCUAUCGGAGAGCUGUUGCUGUUUGAAUACAGAAGGAGGACACACCUUUGAGAAGAUGUUUUUUAUUGUGGUUGCAUAUAAAAAAAAAAUCUGUGAGACUCUAGGAAGAUUUUUAAGAGCAUAUUUUACAGAAGAAGCAUAAAUUCUUGAAUAAGUACUUGGAAUCCAUGGCAAAAAAAAAAAAAAAAAAGAAUGUCAAAACUGUUUUAUUUAACUGUAUUCCAUCAUUCUGUUUUUGGUGCCAGGAGUAAUUCCUGCAGACUGGGCACCCAACUUGGUGUAAAUGAACAACACUAUUGUACAAGACAAAGGAUGCUAGAUUCAAAUGCUCUCAAUAAACCUAAAACCAUUUUGAAGGCAAUAAAUGAGUUUGGUACAGUAGGCAUUGUUUGUGCUGCAAAUUGCCAAAGGACCAAAUAACUUAAAGAUUUUUUUAAUUAUGUUUUUGUGAAAACUGGAAUAGGUUAUUUGAGAAGUUAUUUCAACCAAACCUUAAUUACUUCUGGAAAAGAAGCUUAAAUUUGGGUUUAAAUGUUGAAUUUUAUUUUUUUUUUAAUCAUCUGAAAGCCUUCCGACACUAUUAAAUGUACCAUGACAGAAAGCAGAUGUGCUUUUAAGUUUUAUUUUCUUUUUCUUUUAGGUGAAAUGAAAAUUAUCUGUCACACUUUUAUAAUGCUUAAAUUAAACCAGCUAACAAGGUGAAGUCAGGGUGAAAAAUGUACAGUGUAAUAAGGGAAGGAAGGGGUGGGAGAUGUGGGAGGGAAGAAGUAAUUGUUGCACAGUUACAGAUUUUUUUUUUUUAACUUUUGGGUUUUGGAUAGAAUUUUUCUUAAUUUAAAAGUACAUAAGUAACUUGGAAGCUAUGAAACUGCAUAAAAAAUUGAAUUGAUAUGUCUUGAUAACCCUGUUGUGACUAAGAGUUCAGUAAUUUAUCUGCUUCCUUACAUCAUAAAUUUGUAUGUAAGAUUAAAAUUGUAUAUCCCUGUCACUUUUUUUUUUUUUUCCUAAUCCCAGAUUUACAGAGGGGGAGGGAGGAGGGGAGGUGAAUUUAAAAGUAUAAUUCCCUAUUAGAGAAAAAAGUACAGUGUCUGGUCUGUGGGAAGAGCUGUGUAUCUUUGUUGUGCUCCAUUUAGAAAAUAAACAGCAGAAACAGGUCCCUGUAACGUAGUUCAGACUUGCCCAAUUUUUUUUUUUUAAUUUAUAACAGACUACUGUGUUUUUUUUAAUUGCCUGAUGAAUGAAAAACUGACAUAAGUAAGCUGAAGUUUUGUCUGUUAAAUAUGAAUUUACUUUAUUUGGCUCUGCUUUACCUAUAACUGUUACUUUUCAAGUGAAUUUGUUUAUGUACAUGCAAGGAAUCCUUGCGUGUCCUGGCAAAGUACAAAUAAAUUACUACAAACUGAUUCCAAUUUCAUUUUUAUCCUUUUUUUGUAUUGUGAAACUGGAAAUCUUUGAUAUUGUAAAUUAACAGCUGCCUUUCUGAACAUAGUGUGGAAACAUGGGACAAUAUUUUGAUCUAUUUGAUAAUUUUGUGGGGUUUUUGAAGAAUUAAUGAGCAUGUACAUAGAAAUAGUGACUGCUUGAAUACUGUAUUUACCUGCACUCUUUCAGUACUUCAAGAUUCCCUGUAUAUUUUACAGAGUAUAAUAAA
Messenger RNA from Ficedula albicollis (Collared flycatcher), 5104 nucleotides. RefSeq names its product ankyrin repeat domain 28 (gene ANKRD28). Bases 149 to 3400 code for a protein of 1083 amino acids. Gene Ontology annotation, molecular function: protein binding. The transcript is spliced from 28 exons. The record is from RefSeq and is a predicted model, not a curated record. Gene Ontology annotation, biological process: protein localization to ciliary inversin compartment. Lineage: Eukaryota; Metazoa; Chordata; Aves; Passeriformes; Muscicapidae. Gene Ontology annotation, cellular component: ciliary inversin compartment; cytoplasm.